AUGUCUCCAGAAAACGUCGCCCCUGAGCGAAUCGUGUUCGGCGGGGAUGGAGCGUCGCCCGGAAACUUCAGCGACCCUAGCGGCGUGGCCGUGUCAGCUGAUAACGAGAUAGUUGUGGCUGACGUGCACAACAGACGUGUGCAGGUGUUCAGCAUGGAGGGUACCUUCCUUCGCCUGUUCCCAGCUGCACUGCCAGGCACUGCUGCAGUGUCGGGCACAGAGGACCAGUUGAUGUACCCUACCGAUGUGGACAUUGACCAACAAGGGCACGUGUGGGCGGUGGGGGUGGUGAGCUUCCCUUCCAGCGGCGUGUCUGUUGUACGGUACCGGGACGGCCUGCCAGUUGCCAUGUUUGCCGUGGAACGGGCCGCGUGGUACCCGAAGAUCGCCGUGGACGCGCGAAGCGGUAGGAUAAUUGUCGGGGCUGCGAGUGAGGUUCUGAUGUUUCAGCCGGACGGCUCCUUUGACAGGAGCUUCAAAACGGGGGAUUCAGGCAUAUCCUACAUCACUACAGACCUGCAGGGGAAUGUCAUCAUGACGGACAUCUCAACCAGCGUGAAGAUAUACAAUCAGGCCGGACAUCGCAUCCUGACCUUCCCCACGAACGGCAAACCCCUGGGCGUGUGUACGGCCUCCCGCGGGCACAUCAUCGUGGGGGACAUGGCCCGCGGGCGGGUGGAGGUGUUCACAGGCGCCGGGGAGUUUGUACGCACCGCCGCUAACGUCACCAACCCCUGGGCCAUCGCCGUGGGGCCGACCGGAGAUCUGGUGGUGACCAACGCGUAUGACAACAUUGUGACGAUCUUUCCUUACCGGAUAGCGUUUCAUAGCAAGUAG
Molecule: messenger RNA, 837 nt
Organism: Branchiostoma floridae (Florida lancelet)
Lineage: Eukaryota; Metazoa; Chordata; Leptocardii; Amphioxiformes; Branchiostomatidae
Product: tripartite motif-containing protein 2-like
Exons: 3
Coding region: 1-837 (278 amino acids)
Biological process (GO): proteasome-mediated ubiquitin-dependent protein catabolic process; negative regulation of translation; protein polyubiquitination
Molecular function (GO): ubiquitin protein ligase activity; protein binding; translation repressor activity
Source: RefSeq, a predicted model, not a curated record